This is a messenger RNA of Hyposmocoma kahamanoa, 1142 nucleotides long. RefSeq names its product carbonyl reductase [NADPH] 3-like. The record is from RefSeq and is a predicted model, not a curated record. Gene Ontology annotation, molecular function: carbonyl reductase (NADPH) activity. The transcript has a single exon. Bases 184 to 1068 code for a protein of 294 amino acids. Lineage: Eukaryota; Metazoa; Arthropoda; Insecta; Lepidoptera; Cosmopterigidae.
AAUGGUGUCACCAAAUAUAUAUCUCAAGCGAUAAAUAAAUCAAUAGAUUGUAUGAAUCAACAAUUUUUUUUAACACCCACUAUCUAAUCAGAAACUCAAAGAUUACAUAAUCUUUUCCAAAGCGUAUAUGAAUCUCACACCACAAAUCAAUGUUCAGUGUACAUUACCUGGUAACGCGAAAACAUGUCUGAUAAAGUAGCUGUGGUUACUGGUUCCAAUAAAGGAAUAGGAUAUGCUAUAGUAAAAGAAUUGUGCAAAAGAGGAGUGGGGAACGUCUACUUGACUGCAAGAGAUGUAGCAAGAGGUAAAGCAGCUGUAGAAGAACUAAAGAAAGAAGGUCUUAAUCCACUGUUCCAUCAAUUAGAAGUUACAGACAGAGACAGUGUAAAGACAUUGGCUAAGUAUCUAAAAGACAAGCAUGGAGGUUUAGAUAUUCUUAUCAACAACGCAGGAGUCAUAGUCCAAGAUCUUUACAAUUCUACUUAUGAAGACUCUAAACGAGUAAUUGACAUUAACUACAGAAGUUUACUUAUCAUUCAAGAAAACCUAUUCCCUGUUCUGAAAGAUAAUGCCAGAGUGAUAAAUAUAUCUAGUGAUUGUGGGCAUAUUUCGAAUCUUCGGAAUUCAUAUUGGAUCAAUCGUUUAACGGCAGAAGAUUUAAAGUUAGAAGAUAUAGAUGCUUUCGUGGAUUGGUUUUUAGAUGCGGUCAAAAAUAGAAAUUUAAAACGUGAAGAUUUUGUUCAAAUGUCAAUGCUUGCAUAUAUAGUCUCAAAGAUUUCUAUGUGUGCAUUGACUAGAAUACAGCAGAAACAAGUUGGUCGCGGGAUUUCUAUUAAUUCCUUGCAUCCUGGAUUUGUGCAAACAGACAUGACAAAGCAUGUCGGAAUGUUGACUCUCGAAGAAUCAGGAAAAGCUCCUGCUCACUUAGCUCUGGAUGUGGAUCAAUCAGUGAAGGGAAAGUACUUUUGGUUCGACAAGACAGAGAAAGACUGGGCAGAUCCAAAUCAGGCAUUAUAUUGCAGAUUUGAAAUUUUUGAAAAGUUUUUAAAAGACGCAGGUGCAUUGUAAUAUGCUUUAUACACUUAUGGUAUCAAUUACAUGAUUAAUAAGUACACACAGUCGGUUACUUUCAUAUGCUUGCA